AUGGCAUUGCCGACACGUAAAGUAUUUUUUCAUGCGGCAGAAAAAAAAGCAUUUGGAAGACCAUUUGGAGGAAACGCAUUCAUUAUUAAAAAAGAUGUUUUACUGUCUCCUCACAUAAUCUAUGAAGAUGACAAUAUUCUCGCUAUUAAAGGUAAAAAUAAGUGUUACAAUCUAGUCUUUAUUGGUAUUUAUCUCACAUCAUGUCGAAAUAACGAGGAAUCCCUUUCAAAGUACAAACAACAGUUAAACCUAAUCACUUCAAUUAUAAAAAACUACGAAGAUGUAAGUGAAUGUAUUAUUGCUGGAGAUUUUCAGUCUUAUCCCGAAACACUCUACGAUUCUGAGAUCCGUAAUAAUAAAAAACGCAAUAAAUUCUCUAAUCAGCUAACUAAUUUCAUUAAAUCAAAUAAGCUCUCAUUUAUCGAUAUAAUCAGUGGCGCUGGUCCAACAUACACCUAUCAGCAUAAAACUCUAUCUAACUCAUCGUAUAUCAAUCACAUCGCAGCUCUAAAAGAGUCAUCUUUAUUAUUUAUAAAUACAAGCGUUAUUUCUCCUUCUCCUUUUAAUUUUAGUGAUCACUUACCAAUCGCUACAAAUAUCGUCGUUACACAUACUAAUCUAUCAACCGUAAUAAAUAGCAUAAUGCAUAAAUAUAAUUAUAUUUCAAAAUAUGCAUGGAAUAACGAAAAAUUCAUUAACAUAUAUAAUCAUAACCUCUCCGUAGCUUUCAACUACUACACCUUCAAUGAAGAAGAAAUCGAACAAGAAUUAAAACAAACAUGCGAAAAAAUCCAAAAUGCUGCUUUGUUAGCAGUUAAGCAGUGCUUUAAACAACAAAUCUCAGUUAAAGCAGCUCAUAACAAAAAGAUCCACGAAAAAACUAUAAAUAUUGAAAAUCUUCGAACCACUAAUCCUCAGAGGUUCUGGGAUAACAUCCGUAAAAUCAAAACUAAAGCAACAACUCGAUUAUUUACAAUUAACAAAUCGCAAAAUAUAAAAGAUAUCGUUCAAGAAAUUAGACAACAUUUUCAAACUCUUCUCAAUACGCCUCUUAUUUUAAAUAAUAACCAUAAUCCUUCUCAAAUUCCAUCUCUAUGUAAAGAGCCUAAUUCACUAAUCAUAACAUCAGCUGAUAUUAUAAAUUGCAUCUCACAAUUAAAUAGUAAUAAGUCCCCAGAUAGCUAUGGGUUAAGUGCUGAACACCUUAAAAACUCUCAUAAUAAUAAUCUUCUUUUGUGGCUCGCUAAAUUUUAUAACAGUAUUCUAUCGAAUGGAAAAGUACCAAAUGAUCUAUCAACUUCAACAAUUAUUCCACUUGUUAAGUCAUAUAAAAAAUCUCUUAAUAAUCCAGAUAAUUAUCGAGGAAUUAGUAUUUUACCUAUCUUUACUAAACUUCUAGAGUAUCUAAUACUACAAAUAUGUCCUAGUAUAACAGAUAGCCAUUCCCAUCAAUUUGGUUUUAAAAAAAACAGUUCUACUCUCCUCGCAGAAUUUUUACUGAGCGAAACUGUUAUGCACUAUAAAAACAAUAACACGCCUUUAUAUAUGUGCAGUUUAGAUGCUAAUAAAGCUUUUGACACUUGCAACUGGGAUUUGCUAUUUGAGAAGCUGUAUUUCCAAAAAAAACUUCCGUUGUCUGUAGUACACACAAUAUCAUCCCUUUAUCAUUCUGGUUCUGCAAACAUAUCCUAUCAAGAUGUUACCUCAAAUCAAUUCAGUCUAUCACAAGGGGUGCGACAAGGGUCUAUUCUAUCGCCACAUUUAUAUAACAUUUAUACUGAAAGCAUCCUAAAUGAAAUUGUCUCAGAAUGUAAAGUAGGAUCGACAAUAAAUGGAAUUUAUACUGGUGUAAUUGCAUACGCAGAUGAUGUAAUUUUGCAAAGCCCCACAAUCUCUGGUCUGCAGGAACUGAUUAACAGAUAUCAAACAUAUGGAGUAGCAAACUUUAUCAAGCUAAACACUGAGAAAACAGAAUUUCUGAUUUUUGGAAAAAGUUAUAUUCCUAACAACAAACUCUACAACAAACAAAAACAUGCGUGCAGAAUAGUAUUUGGAGCCGACACAAAUACUCCUCGCAAACCACUUUUACGUGUGCUUGGUGCAUUAAAUGUGUAUAAACUCAAUUAA
Molecule: messenger RNA, 2127 nt
Organism: Hydra vulgaris (swiftwater hydra)
Lineage: Eukaryota; Metazoa; Cnidaria; Hydrozoa; Anthoathecata; Hydridae
Source: RefSeq, a predicted model, not a curated record